AUGGAGAUAGCUACAUCGUUCAUUUACAUUGACUGGGAAACAUGGAAUUACUGGCCCCAUAAUCUCCAGACACGCACAAGUGAUCAGUUUAAGAACUUACCGACCUCAAGGUUCCUUCAAUUAAGCCAGGCGGCUUUAAGGGGAGACUUCAACGGGUUGUUUUCUGAAUUAAGAUGGCUUCAGUGGUUUUACGCUCAUCCCAUGGUGUCUUUUUCGGCAAUCAAUUUGCAUCUUCCUGAAUUAGUGGUGCUGGAGUUGUCACACAACCAGUUCACAGCGUCUUGGGAAGGAUGGAAUUCAAUCGAGGCAGCAAAACGGCUGAAAGUUCUCGACCUUUCACAUAGCAUGCAUCUAAGAUGUACUCCUGAUCUCUCGGCUUUCGUAGAAUUGGAGUGUCUCAUCUUGUAUGAGUGCCGCGAACUGAAGCAAGUCCACCCUUCUAUUGGCAAAGUCAGGAGCCUCGUUUCUUUGGACUUGCGUUAUUGUGUCGGUCUCUGGGAUCUACCGGAAGAAGUGGGCGAAUUAGAACAACUAAAAGAACUUGUUUUAGACGAUGCUGGUAUUAGAAACAUUCCUUCGUCCAUCGGUUCUCUGAAGAAGUUGGAGAAACUGAGUGCCAGCAAUUGUCGUUCAUUGAGAAAAAUCCCCAACUCAAUUGGGAAUCUUUCUUCUCUCCAACAUCUUGACCUACACUAUUGUUUCUCAUUGAGCGAAGUCCCUAGCUCAAUUGGGGAUUUACAAAGUUUGCAACAUUUGGACAUUAGUCGGUCUGUCAUUGAAAAGUUGCCCACUGCAAUUGGAAGGUUGAAAAAACUGCAGAGGCUAAUUCUCACAUGUUGCACUAGUCUAAAAGGGGAAAUUCCAAGUGAAAUUGGCAGCUUGUGUUCACUUGAGAAUCUUGAAAUCACUUUCGCGCCAAUAUCUAGCCUGCCAGAAAGCAUUCGAAAUCUUUCUUCUCUCAAACGCCUUGACUUAAUGGGCUGUUUUGAGCUCCAAUCGUUGCCAGAGCUUCCUUCCGGCUUAACGUACUUGGCCAUCUCUUGUCAAAGUCUCAGGUUGCCACAGCUUUCUUCCCUAAUCCACAUAGAAGAACUUAGUAUUCAUGGGUGCGAUCUGCAAGAUGAAUGCAUCACGGAGCUUCCGUCAAGACUCUUGAAACUUCAUUUUGAAUCCUGUCGUACGCUGAUGUUGCAUAAGCUUGAGGAAUCCAGAUUUGUCGGGAUGUGA
Molecule: messenger RNA, 1227 nt
Organism: Rhodamnia argentea
Lineage: Eukaryota; Viridiplantae; Streptophyta; Magnoliopsida; Myrtales; Myrtaceae
Product: disease resistance protein TAO1-like
Exons: 3
Coding region: 1-1227 (408 amino acids)
Molecular function (GO): protein binding
Source: RefSeq, a predicted model, not a curated record